UUGUCAUAUCAUUGAUGUUUAUUUCAGUAAUUUCUAGGUUAGAAAAUAGUAAACAAAUAUAAUACCAGUUCAGUACUUAAGUGCAAUAAAACUUUAGGUAAUAAAAAUGUUAGCGUUACACGAUAUUUGUAAUAAGUUGGAAGAAUAUAAAGCCAGUGUAGCUUCAUCUUUACCAGAAAUUAAGGACUUGGAUGCAGCCUCCAAAUCAUUAUUGCAAAGGUAUAUAAACUCUACGGAGUCAACAGAUCCGUCUUCUCUCAUAAGAAUUCAAGCCAUAAUCGAUUACAUGUACGAAAAAAUAAAUAUUGGCAAUUGGAAGGAGGUAAAACUGUUUAUAAGAAAAUCUAUAACUAUUGCCACAUACUUAAAGUUAUUAGCUCAUGUGAAAUAUUCGGGUGAAGAUUCGGACACGAUAAUAAAGCAGGCGUUCAAGAUAAUAGACUUUGGCAUUCUUUUUGGGUGUCCCUUGGACAAGGAACCACAAUUGUUACAAAAUUGUGCAAGUAUUUUAAGUUCUGUCAAUGUUCAACAAAGCACAAAGGUUUUCAAGGACUCGCCUAAAAGAGACAGUCAUAUAACCAACAACACUACAAUUGAAGCUAGCAAAUUCAAUGCUACACCUAUAGAAAUUAUAGACUGCCCAAGUAUGGAACAUUUUUAUAAAAACUAUAUUUUAUUGGAAAAACCUGUCAUCCUGGACAACUGUGUCAAUCACUGGCCAGCAUUAGAAAAGUGGAAAGAUCAAAAUUAUUUCAUAAAUCUUGCCGGACCACGAACAGUUUCAAUUGAAAUUGGAAGCAAGUACACAGAUACAGACUGGACACAAAAACUAAUAACAAUAGAAGAGUUUGUAAAGCAGUAUAUUUAUCAAACUGAAGGGCCGACCGGUUACCUUGCACAGUACCAAUUGUUUGACCAAAUACCUGAGUUGAAGAAUGAUAUCAGUGAGCCUGAAUACUGCUGUUUUUCUGACAGUAAUGUCCCUGUGGAUGUCAUGGCUUGGUAUGGUCCCAAAGGCACAGUUUCACCACUGCACCAUGACCCAAAGAGAAACUUGCUCACUCAAGUUGUUGGUGAGAAACAGUUAUUCUUAUUUGCACCAUCAGAUUCUGAGUAUUUGUACCCACAUGAGCAUGAGUUAUUGAACAACACAGCACAAGUAGAUCCAAGGCAGCCAGACUUAGAUAAAUAUCCUAAAUAUAAAGGUGCUAAACCCUAUUACUGUGUACUGAAACCUGGACAAAUGCUGUAUAUACCACCAAAAUGGUGGCAUUUCGUUGAGUCGCUGUCCAUUAGCUUUUCAGUAAGCUUUUGGUGGGAAUGAGCAUAAUGUACAAACUUAUUAUUUAUGUGUGGUGCUAGUUUGGCUUCUUUUCAAAUGUCUGACUUUCAAACUAUUGUGAAAAGAAAAAUUAUACUGAUAGAUUGUUAAACUUUCCACAGAAAAGCAUUUUCACAACCAUUAUUCACAUUUUUAUUUUAGUCACCUAGAACAUUAGCACUAAUUAGACAAGUCUUUGAUUUAUGAAGUAAUUUGGCAGCUAAUUGAAUAACAAUUAUCACAACCCAAUAUGCAUAAUUAUUAGAGUAAGCAAUAAAAUACAAAUAAAUAAGAUAAAAAAUGGCUUUUUUAGAAACUUUAAUAAAUAACUGGAAUCAUUAUAACAUA
Helicoverpa zea (corn earworm) is the source of this 1669-nucleotide messenger RNA. It is a transcript of the gene JMJD5, whose product is annotated as bifunctional peptidase and arginyl-hydroxylase JMJD5. Lineage: Eukaryota; Metazoa; Arthropoda; Insecta; Lepidoptera; Noctuidae. The coding region runs from base 107 to 1324 and encodes 405 amino acids. Gene Ontology annotation, cellular component: nucleus. The transcript has a single exon. Gene Ontology annotation, molecular function: histone H3K36 demethylase activity. The record is from RefSeq and is a predicted model, not a curated record.